AUGCCCCUCAGACAUUCCUUGAUUCCCUUCGCCAUCGGGAGGCCAAACUCAGGCCUUAGACCUCCGACCGACAGAACCACCAUCGUUAUUGUUAUCAAUCAGUGUCACAAACUAACGCAACUAGUCACGGCCAGUUGUUCGUUGGUAAUUGAUGACCGGCAUGACGUCCGAUUCAUUAGCGAUCCAAUGGCACUUUACAUCGGCGGACGUCAGCGUCUGGCCUUGUCAAAUGAUUUCCCCAAGAUCAAUAUGGCACUUUGUCACCGUCCGGAUCUUCUAACUAUUCAUCCCUCAGCCGAAUACCAUUCCCCACACAAGACCCCCCCCCCAACGUCCACCCCCCCCCAUACUCUCUUUUUUUUCCGCUUUCUUUUCCACUCCUCUACACCUGCUACCCCUUCUUUUAUCUAUAUCUUGUUUGACUUCAUCCACAACUUCUUUACCCCACCCUUUCAUUUUUCUUAUCUUAUUUUUUCUUUUCCUCUUCGCCAUAAAUAUUUUCAUUCUUUCCUCUUCUUUUUGAUUUUCUCACCUCAUUUUAUUUUCUCUUCCCUUCUUCAUUUCAGAAACCGCUCACAUUUGAUCUUUGUUUUACCUUUUCUUGUUUUUCUUCCUUUCCCUUUUUUCAUAGUUUUUUUCUUUUCUUUUUCCAUAACUGAUUUACGUUCUUCUUCAUUUUAUAUCUUUCCUCCCUUCAAUCUCUCUUUUGCCCAUUCUUUUUUCUUUCAUUUAUUCAUUCAUUUCUUUAUAUUUUUGCUUCAUUUCUUCUUCAUUUUUUUUGUUGUUGUUUUGCCCGUCAUUUCUCAAUUUUUUCUCUUCUUCAUUCAUUUCUUCACGUUUUAUCUCUUCUUAUUGUUUCAUUCAACAUUUUCUCCUUUCUAA
Messenger RNA from Acanthosepion pharaonis, 882 nucleotides. The record is from the annotation of a GenBank genome assembly. Lineage: Eukaryota; Metazoa; Mollusca; Cephalopoda; Sepiida; Sepiidae.